CAUGGAGAGCGAGCGCGACAUGUACCGCCAGUUCCAGGACUGGUGUCUCAGGACUUACGGGGACUCAGGCAAGACCAAGACGGUGACCCGUAAAAAAUACGAGCGGAUCGUCCAGCUCCUCAACGGCUGCGAGUCGAGCUCCACGGACAACGCCAAAUUUAAAUUCUGGGUCAAAUCGAAGGGUUUCCAGCUGGGCCAGCCCGACGAGGUCCGCGGGGGCAGCGGCGGCGCCAAGCAAGUGCUCUACGUGCCGGUCAAGACCACGGAUGGCAUAGGGGUAGAUGAGAAGCUGUCUUUGCGGCGGGUAGCUGUUGUUGAAGAUUUCUUUGACAUCAUCUAUUCAAUGCAUGUGGAAACAGGGCCAAAUGGAGAACAAAUUCGGAAACAUGCUGGACAAAAGAGAACUUACAAAGCAAUUUCAGAGAGCUAUGCCUUCCUUCCAAGAGAAGCGGUGACACGAUUUCUAAUGAGCUGCUCAGAGUGCCAGAAAAGAAUGCAUUUAAACCCAGAUGGAACAGAUCAUAAAGAUAAUGGAAAACCUCCCACUUUGGUGACCAGCAUGAUUGACUACAACAUGCCAAUUACCAUGGCCUAUAUGAAGCACAUGAAACUUCAGCUGCUAAACUCACAGCAAGAUGAGGAUGAAAGUUCAAUAGAAAGUGAUGAAUUUGAUAUGAGUGAUUCAACACGGAUGUCCGCUGUGAACUCUGAUCUUAGCUCCAAUCUUGAGGAAAGGAUGCAAAGUCCCCAGGCUCUUCACAGCCAGCAAGAUGAUGAUUCUGCGGCAGAGAGCUUUAAUGGCAAUGAGACUCUGGGCCACAGUUCUGUUGCUUCAGGGGGAACACAGAGCAGGGAGAUGGGGGAUUCUAACGGUGAUGGCAAAACUGGGCUGGAGCAAGACGAGCAGCCACUGAACCUGAGUGACAGCCCCCUCUCAGCACAGCUGACUUCGGAAUACAGAAUAGAUGACCCCAACAGUAAUGGAAAAAACAAAUACAAGAAUCUUCUAAUUUCUGACCUCAAGAUGGAACGAGAAGCAAGAGAAAAUGGAAGCAAGUCCCCUGCACAUAGCUAUUCAAGCUACGACUCGGGCAAAAACGAGAGCAUAGACCGGGGUGCUGAGGACCUGUCUCUAAACAGGGGCGACGAGGAUGAAGAUGACCAUGAUGACCACGACGACUCAGAGAAAGUUAACGAGACCGACGGCGUGGAGGCUGAGCGGCUGAAAGCUUUUAAUAUGUUUGUCAGGCUGUUUGUAGAUGAAAACUUGGACCGAAUGGUCCCAAUCUCUAAGCAGCCCAAAGAAAAGAUCCAGGCUAUCAUUGACUCAUGCAGGCGACAAUUCCCUGAGUAUCAAGAGCGUGCCCGAAAACGCAUACGUACUUACCUCAAGUCCUGCAGGCGGAUGAAAAGAAGUGGUUUUGAGAUGUCUCGACCUAUUCCUUCCCAUCUUACUUCAGCAGUUGCAGAGAGUAUCUUGGCUUCCGCCUGUGAGAGUGAGAGUAGAAAUGCCGCCAAGAGGAUGCGUCUGGAUAGACAGCAGGAUGAAUCUGCUCCAGGUGACAAACAGUGUAAACCAGAGGCGGCCCAAGGCACUUACUCAACCUCAGCUGUUUCAGGCUCACAGGAGGUGCUGUAUAUCAAUGGAAAUGGUACCUACAGUUACCAUAGUUACAGAGGGCUAGGAGGGGGACUGCUAAAUCUGAAUGAUGCUUCUAGUAGUGGACCCACCGAUCUCAGCAUGAAGAGGCAGUUGGCGACCAGCUCAGGAUCCUCCAGCAGUUCGAGCUCCAGACCCCAGCUGAGUCCAACCGAAAUCAAUGCAGUGAGACAGCUCGUUGCAGGAUAUCGAGAAUCAGCUGCAUUUUUAUUGCGUUCCGCCGAUGAACUGGAAAAUCUUAUUUUGCAACAGAACUGAGUCAAAUGACGAUCCUCUUCACUGAGGUCUAAAUUUGCAGUUUCCACUAAUGACAUUUUGAUUUCCCGGCAGAGAUGCAUCUGGUUUUACUGCACAGUCUUAAGAGAAAUACUUCCAUUAUGCCACAUUGUCCUUGAUCCAUAAAGUGAUGUGUAAAGGUGCUUCAAAGGAACUCUGACCUCUGAAGUACUUGAGAUACUUUAAUGUGUCCAGCCUACUGCUUUUUAUCUCAGUGUGCCAGCAUAAAUAUCUGGGGCAAAAAAAAAA
Messenger RNA from Phacochoerus africanus (Common warthog), 2185 nucleotides. RefSeq names its product nucleolar protein 4 (gene NOL4). The transcript is spliced from 11 exons. Bases 2 to 1918 code for a protein of 638 amino acids. NCBI's taxonomy places the organism in Eukaryota, Metazoa, Chordata, Mammalia, Artiodactyla, Suidae. The record is from RefSeq and is a predicted model, not a curated record.